AUGGGGAUUAACAGCGAGCGACAUGUUGGAGCCUUCAAUUUCGCUACUGUCUUGGCUUUAUGUCUAGGAAGUUUAACCUAUGGUUACUCGUUUAGUGUCACGUCAACCACACUAGGACAGUCUUCCUUCUUUAGCUACUUCAAUCUUUCUGACAACGAAUCUUCUCCUUCUUAUGCUUUUACGAAUCGAAUCAUUGGUGGCUUAAAUGGCUGCUUUUCCGGUGGUGGCUUUCUCGGUGCUAUAUUUGGUGGUUGGGCCUGUGAUGCCUUGGGUCGAAAGAAAACCCUCCUCGUUUGUACCCCAAUUGGAGUUCUUGGAGGGGCGUUGCAAGGAGGAUCUGUGAAUAUUGCAAUGCUGCUUGCCGGUCGGCUGAUUGGUGGAUUUGCAGUUGGUGUGCUAAUGGUCCUUGUUCCCCUUUUUCAAUCCGAGAUUGCGCCUCCCGCUACCCGAGGCUUUCUUGUUUCCCAACAUGUUCUGAUGCAAAAUCGGCCCCGCGAGGCUUGGGAAGUAUUGCAAAAACUCCACGAUACAAAGAGCUCAUCAGAUCGAUCGUCAUUCGCCAAAAUAGAGUUCUAUCAAAUCACCAAACAAGUCGCCGAGGACCAAGAAAUGUCCAACUCGGAGACCGUUUGGACUCUGUUUACCAAGACCUCCUACCGAAAACGCAUGAUUUGUGCCUUUCUUGUGAUGUUUGGCUCGGAAUCAACUGGGAUACUAGUGGUAUAUAACUACAGCGUUCUCCUGUAUGAAGGUCUUGGUUUUACUGGAAGUAUACCUUUACUAUUAGCAGCUGCAUACGUGACAGUUGCUUUCUGUGGAAAUUAUAUCAGCUCCCUGUUGAUCGAUCGCAUUGGCCGAAGGACCUCGCUUGUUAUUGGUAUUUCCGGUUGUGGGAUUAGUCUCAUAUUUGAAGCUGCGCUCUCAGCAACUUAUGUUGGAACAACAAAUCAUGCUGGAUUGAGUGCUGGCGUUUUCUUUCUUUUUCUCUACAUUUCAUUCGAGAUCUUCCCAACUCAUAUCCGCUCCCGAGGGAUGUCUUGGUCGCUUGCUAUUUUGUUCCUUUCCACGGUCGCGUAUCUGAUACCGGCACCCACUGCUUUCGCGCAAGUAGGAUGGAAGUACUACUUGCUUUUUAUCCUCCUCACUGCCAUACAAGCACCCUUACUUUGGAUCAUGCUCCCAGAGACAAAAGGCCUAGCACUUGAAGAAAUUGGAGACAAGUUCGGUGACCAUGUGGCUGUCCAUAUUACCCAACUAGCAACUAACCAGAAAGACGAGCUUGAGAAAAUGUUUUUGGAAAGCACGGGGCCUGAGACUCGGAAUGUUUAG
Molecule: messenger RNA, 1329 nt
Organism: Penicillium angulare
Lineage: Eukaryota; Fungi; Ascomycota; Eurotiomycetes; Eurotiales; Aspergillaceae
Product: general substrate transporter
Exons: 6
Coding region: 1-1329 (442 amino acids)
Biological process (GO): carbohydrate transport; transmembrane transport
Cellular component (GO): membrane
Molecular function (GO): carbohydrate:proton symporter activity
Source: RefSeq, a predicted model, not a curated record